This is a messenger RNA of Ipomoea nil (Japanese morning glory), 858 nucleotides long. RefSeq lists its product as uncharacterized. The transcript has a single exon. The record is from RefSeq and is a predicted model, not a curated record. The coding region runs from base 1 to 858 and encodes 285 amino acids. NCBI's taxonomy places the organism in Eukaryota, Viridiplantae, Streptophyta, Magnoliopsida, Solanales, Convolvulaceae.
AUGGGGUCUCCGUCCUUCUUCCUUGGGAUUGAGACUGUUUCUCUGUCCGAUGGUUUGUUGCUCUCUCAGCGGCGCUAUAUGAGUGAUAUUUUGAAGCGCGCCGGUAUGAUUGACUGUAAGCCCGUUGCUACCCCUGUGUCUCUUGCGGUGACUGAUGAUUCUGCGUCGGCUCCUUUUGAUGAUCCUACUCAAUACCGCAGUCUGGCCGGGGCACUUCAGUAUCUUACAGUUACUCGUCCGGACUUGUCAUAUGCGGUGAACCGGCUUUGUCAGCACAUGCAUACUCCCACCAUGGCGCAUUGGGGGAUGCUAAAACGGGUGUUACGGUAUGUCAAGGGCACUAGUGACCUGGUUCUGUUUGUCAGACGUUCUGUUUCCACUGAUAUUCAUGCAUUCUCUGACUCGGAUUGGGCCGGUAAUCCGACUGAUCGCAAGUCGACGAGUGGGUUUGCUGUCUACCUAGGUGGCAAUCUCGUUUCUUGGUCUUGUCGCAAGCAACGUACAGUGGCUCGCUCGUCAACAGAAGCUGAGUACAAGGUCUUAGCGGAUGUGUCUGCGGAAGUGACCUGGCUUGUGUCACUGCUGAGGGAGAUUGGACUGUCUCCGGAGUCUCCGCCCAAACUGUGGUGUGAUAACUUGGGCGCCACCUAUCUCUGCGCUAACCCGGUAUUUCAUGCGCGAACAAAGCAUGUGGAGAUUGACUACCACUUUGUUCGUGACGAAGUCUCCAAGAAGGAGAUUCAGGUUCAUUUCAUCUCCACGAAGGAUCAGCUGGCUGAUAUUUUCACUAAGGCGCUUCCGUCUACCCGGUUUCUUUUUCUGCGUGGCAAGCUUAAUGUUGCAGCUGGUCCACCUUAA